GGUGACGCAAUCGAAUUCGUGACGUAAUCGAACCUCGAAACAUUCUGAUCAACUGUUAGGUCUACAAAUUAAUCCGUAUAUAUAUUAGAUUUUUUUUUUUACAGAGACUCUGAUGAACAUAUUCUGUGCGAAAAUGUCAGACGACAAUUUAUCUGAACAGCUAAAGCAGUUUAUCAGUUCUCAUGGAGGGGGAGUUGUUGUAAACUGUGAAAGCGUGUACAGUAUGAUGUACAGUAUGCACAGCAGGCUGGAGCGCCUUGAAGCCGAGAGAAAGACAGCGGAUGUGAGGAAAGCAGAUGUCGGUGAGUCGCAGCCGGAUGAGAAAAGCUCAAGUCAUACUGAUGAGCAGAAGGCGGCGCAGGAGCAACUGUCCAGCGGUACAGAGAUGCCGAGCCUCUCCACCUCGGACACGAGCGGACAAGUGGAGGACAGCGAGGAAGGAGUGUCCAAGUCUCUCAUGCAAGACUUGGUAAAAGAGAAUCAGGAGGUGAAGAAAGAAGUGGAGACACUUAAAAAUCAGUUUAGUCAGUGUGUCACUUUGGAGCAUGUGCAGGUCUUGCUAAGUCAGCAAGGUCCUCUGGUCUCUGUAUCUGAUGGAGCCCUAAACCAGCUAGCUGGCCAGACCCAGUCCCAGGUCAGCAGUGAGGUUGAGCAGUUACAUAAGCAUUGCAGACAGAGCAGUCUGCUGCACAGUAUCCUCUGUAGGCUGGAGUGCCUUGAAGCCAAGAGAGAGACAGCGGAUGGAAGGAAAGCAGACGUUGACCGCGAUGUCAGUGAGUCGCAGCCGGAUGAGAAAAGCUCAACUCGUAUUGAUGAGCAGAAGGCGGCGCUGGAGCAACUGUCUGGCGGUACAGAGAUGCCGAGCCUCUCCACCUCGGACACGAGCGGACAAGUGGAGGACAGCGAGGAAGGAGUGUCCAAGUCUCUCAUGCAAGACAUGGUAAAAGAGAAUCAGGAGCUCAAGAAGAAGAUGUACAGCCUGAAGAAAGAAGUGGAGACGCUUAAAAAUCAGUUUAGUCAGUGUGUGACUUUGGAGCACGUGCAGGUCUUGCUAAGUCAGCAAGGUCCUCUGGUCUCUGUAUCUGAUGGAGCCCUAAACCAGCUAGCUGGCCAGACCCAGUCCCAGCAGAGCAGUCUGCUGCACAGUAUCCUCUGUAGACUGGAGCGCCUUGAAGCCGAGAGAGAGACAGCGGAUGGAAGGAAAGCGGACAUUGAUCGCGAUGUCGGUGAGUCGCAGCCGGAUGAGAAAAGCUCAACUCGUCUUGAUGAGCAGAAGGCGGCGCUGGAGCAACUGUCCGGCGGUACAGAGAUGCCGAGCCUCUCCACCUCGGACACGAACGGACAAGUGGAGGACAGCGAGGAAGGUGUGUCCAAGUCUCUCAUGCAAGACUUGGUAAAAGAGAAUCAGGAGCUCAAGAAGAAGAUGUACAGCCUGAAGAAAGAAGUGGAGACGCUUAAAAAUCAGCUUAGUCAGAAUAUAAACACAGUUCAAUCACAUAAUAGCAACAAGAUGAAACAGUUCAUCUUGUUUUUCCAGUGUGUGACUUUGGAACACGUGCAGGUCUUGCUAAGUCAGCAAGGUCCUCUGGUCUCUGUAUCUGAGGGAGCCCUAAACCAGCUAGCUGGCCAGACACAGUCCCAGGUCAGCAGUGAGGUUGAGCAGGUCCCAGAGACACUGGAAGCUCUGACGGACCAUGGGGGACUGCAGGAGAAGCACGAGAGCCUCGAGGCUCCUGUGGAACGCCUGGAAGGAGAACAAGAUGAUACACUGGAUCAGUUGAAUCAACUGAAAACUCAGUUGGUGGAUGCUGUAACGGUAGAUAGAAAGAAGGUAUAUGAGGUGGAGCCUUUGCACAUGGGCCCAGUGAACAUGUCAGAAAGUUCAGGAUUAGGUGAGGAGCUUGCCAUGUCUGAGGCGACAGACAGCCAGAGCAGAGACAGUUUCAGUGGACUAGAGCAGCAGCUUCAUUUGCAAACAGCUGACAUCAGGAAUGCAGUGCAGAAGCUGGAUAUGGAGGUGCGAAAUAUGAAGCAGGAAUUGCUGACCAUCAGAUUGGAACAGAAGAGAAGCCCAUAUAAUGAAAUGCAGGAUAAGCUGGACAGCCUCCAGUCCAAGCUAGAUUCUCUGAUGGCAUCCUCAUCCUCUAUGCUAUCAUGGAGCCUACAGCAGGAAGAUCUGGAUUCCCCAGCAGGUCAGGAAGGUGCUGCUGAACCUGCAUGGCUCUCAGGCAUGGCGGCUCUGAGCAUGAAGAUAAGCGAGCUCUUUCAUCAGGUUGAGAAUCUGCAGAGUAUCGUUACUGAUCUUAUGAAGCAGGAGACCAGUGGCAGGACGUUCAUCACUGACACAACCUCAGAGUUGACAAGUGAUGUGCAGGGGCCUAUUCUGCAACUCCAGGCUGGACAUGAGAAGCUCCACAGUACAGCCAGCCCGCUGAGGGAACAUCGCAUAAAGGAACAAAGUCAUAUUGAGACCACACAGUUGACAAGUGAUGUGCAAGGGACUGUCCUGCAACUCCAGGCUGGACGUGAGAAGCUCCACAGUACAGCCAGCCCGCUGAGGGAACAUCGCAUGAAGGAACAAAGUCAUAUUGAGACCACAGAGUUAAGUGAUGUGCAGGGGACUGUCCUACAACUCCAGGCUGGACGUGAGAAGCUCCACAGUACAGCCAGCCCACUGAGGGAACAUCGCAUGAAGGAACAAAGUCAUAUUGAGACCACAGAGUUAAGUGAUGUGCAGGGGACUGUCCUACAACUCCAGGCUGGACGUGAGAAGCUCCACAGUACAGCCAGCCCGCUGAGGGAACAUCGCAUGAAGGAACAAAGUCAUAUUGAGACCACAGAGUUGACAAGUGAUGUGCAGGGGUCUGUCCUGCAACUCCAGGCUGGGCGUGAGAAGCUCCACAGUACAGCCAGCCUGCUGAGGGAAGAUCACACGCAGGAACAAAGUCACAUUGAGCACCUGUACAAGACUAUGAAGGAGCUGGAUGAGAAGAAGGCAGAUAAGAAGGCAGUGAAAAUUGUAAAAAGCAUUAAAGCAGACAUGCAGGCACUGGAUACCAAGGUCCUCCUGUGUGAUACAAAAACAGUGAUGCUGAACAGGACGUUUCAGGAUCUACUGACUGGACUUGAGGAUUAUUGUCAUAAGGUUUUUGAGAAGAUCUUCAGGGAACUGGAUUGCAAGUUGAACUACACUGAGCUGGAUCUUCUGAAGAAGCAGCUAGAGCUAGAUUGUCAGAUGAGAAUUCACAAGGAGCUACAGCUGCAACGUGCCCCAGAAAGUGAUGAUGCUGCUGGUCUCAAGAAACAGCUGACAAAAUUCAGCUGCCUCUCCUGUGGCCGCUGUGUCGAAAUGAAUACUCCUGGACCACGCUUGCUGGUUUUGCCUGAGCUUCCAAGUUUACUCUCUCCAAAGGACCACAGGAGGCUGAGGACAUGCACUAACCUGGAUCAGUAUAAGCAAUCACCUACAGAGUGGAGUAUGGAACAAACCAUGAUUUUCAGAGUGAGUGAUGGCUGUGGUUUCGAUGGGCAUAUCUACAAGACUAGUGAAGUGAGAGUGCCCACCGUCUCCCCCAAAGAAGGCUACUGCAAAAAGAAGGAGAUGGUUAACCGCAGUCAGUUGCUGACACCUAGUGGAAGAAAGCCUGUCCGGCUAUUGCCAUUAAGACCGCAGCAACCCCAGACCCAGCUCAUCUGCCAUGGUUCAAACUGCUUGGAGAAAGAUAAGCAAUGGUUCAUUGAGGACUCCAUUCCACAGACCCUUCAGUGCAGUCAGCCAAGAAAACCUGAUGGCAAUAAUGACUAAAUAAAUACACAAGAUAACAUUUUACAAUAAUGGUAGAUUAGUAAAUGGCAGUUAUGUAUGAACUUAUGUAUUACAUAAAUAAGCUAGUGUUCUGUUACACCCUCUUUACUGUCAGGGUGAUGAGAAUCACCUACACUGGAGCUUGAAAGUUUGUGAACCCUUUAGAAUUUUCUAUAUUUCUGCGUAAAUAUGACCUAAAACAUCAGAUUUUCACACAAGUCCUAAAAGUAGACAAAGAGAACCCAAUUAAACAAAUGAGACAGUAAUUUUAUACUUAUAAAUGAUCCAAUAUUACAUAUAUGUGAGUGGCAAAAGUAUGUGAACCUCUAGGAUUAGCAGUUAAUUUGAAGGUGAAAUUAUAGUCAAGUGUCAUGUUUUCAAUCAAUGGGAUGACAGUCAGAUGUGACUGAGCACCCUGUUUUAUUUAAAGAACAGGGAUCUAUCAAAGUCUGAUCUUCACAACACAUGUUUGUGGAAGUGUAUUAUACCAUGAACAGAGGAGGUUUCUGAGGACCUCAGAAAAAAAGCUGUUGAUGCUCAUCAGGCAUGAAAAGGUUACAAAACCAUCUAUAAAGUGUCUGCACAUAGUCAUAAGCUGUUAUCUAUGUAGCUCCAUAAGGUGUACAUGUUAUGACACAGACUUGGAGCAGGAUGCAAGUGAAGGUAAAGUGUCAAUUUAUUAUGAACGCAAAGAAAUCCAAAACACAAGGCAAUAAUCAGCGUGAAUAAACAGUCCAGGGUCGAGCAAUCGAGAAUCAGAGGCAAAGAAAAUAAUCAGAAACAUGGGACGCUCAGUCAAGCAGGGAGGCUGAGCGACGUUCUCCGUUGAAUCAGCAGGCUGAGCAAGAUUCG
Ictalurus furcatus (blue catfish) is the source of this 4657-nucleotide messenger RNA. Its product is annotated as protein Daple-like. NCBI's taxonomy places the organism in Eukaryota, Metazoa, Chordata, Actinopteri, Siluriformes, Ictaluridae. The coding region runs from base 113 to 3805 and encodes 1230 amino acids. The transcript has 26 exons. The record is from RefSeq and is a predicted model, not a curated record.